Messenger RNA from Ceratotherium simum simum (southern white rhinoceros), 511 nucleotides. The record is from RefSeq and is a predicted model, not a curated record. Lineage: Eukaryota; Metazoa; Chordata; Mammalia; Perissodactyla; Rhinocerotidae.
GCAGAGCUCUGCACGUCCGCACCAUGUCCUGGGCUCCUGUCGUACUGGUGCUCCUGGCCCACUGCACAGGUUGUGACCCUCAGCCGGUGCUGAAUCAGCCGCCGUCGGUGUCCUCGUCCCUCGGAACCACAGUCCGCCUGGCCUGCACCUUGAGCAGCGACCAUGAUGUUGGCGUUUACAGCAUCUACUGGUACCAGCAGAGGCCUGGCCACCCUCCCAGAUUCUUGCUGAGAUAUUUCUCCCACUCAGACAAGAGCCAGGGCCCCAAGAUCCCCCUUCGCUUCUCCGGUUCCAAAGACUUGGCCAAGAACACAGGGUAUUUGAGCAUCUCUGAGCUGCAGCCUGAGGAUGAGGCUGUGUAUUUCUGCGCUGUGGGGGCCCAGAGCUUGGGCAGGGAGAAGGAGAUGGACAGGGAGAGGGGGGAAGACAAGGAGCCUGCUGCUUCAGGGCCCCAGGCACCCCAGGACAUGCUUACCUUGAACUAAAGACAAGGGGCACACAUCCCCACGGA